Molecule: messenger RNA, 3881 nt
Organism: Phalacrocorax carbo (great cormorant)
Lineage: Eukaryota; Metazoa; Chordata; Aves; Suliformes; Phalacrocoracidae
Source: RefSeq, a predicted model, not a curated record
GCCACCGGCUGCCCCCCUCCCCGCCCCCAGCCCCUCCAUCCCCGCCGCCGCCUCCCGCGCCCUCCCCAGUCAUGUCCGACCCGGAGCGAUGGGGAAGCUCGAGGACAACGAGAGGGUGAUCCUCAACGUUGGGGGUACGCGGCACGAGACCUACCGCAGCACCCUGAAGACCCUGCCGGGGACCCGCCUGGCCCUGCUCGCCUGCGAGUCCCAGAGCGAGUCCCCGGGCGGCGAGGAGCCGCCGCCGCCGCCCCCCCCCAACCCGCCGCCGGCGGCGGGCGGCUGCCCGGAUCCCGGCAGCGGCUGCAGCCCCCGGGGCAGCGGCGGCGCCAGCGAGUUCUUCUUCGACCGGCACCCGGGGGUCUUCGCCUAUGUGCUCAACUACUACCGCACCGGCAAGCUGCACUGCCCCGCCGACGUCUGCGGGCCGCUCUUCGAGGAGGAGCUGGCUUUUUGGGGCAUCGACGAGACCGACGUGGAGCCCUGCUGCUGGAUGACCUACCGCCAGCACCGCGACGCCGAGGAGGCCCUCGACAUCUUCGAGGCGCCCGACCUACUGACCGGAGAGCCACCCCCCGACGGCGACGACGACGACCUGGCCGCCAAGAGGCUGGGCAUCGAGGACGUGGGGGCCACCGCCGAGGGCAAGGGCGGGCGCUGGAGGCGGCUGCAGCCCCGCGUCUGGGCGCUCUUCGAGGACCCCUACUCCUCGCGGGCUGCCAGGUUCAUCGCCUUUGCCUCUUUAUUCUUCAUCCUAGUUUCAAUCACGACCUUUUGUCUGGAAACACAUGAGGCUUUCAAUACUAUUAUAAACAAAACUGAGCAGGUCGUCAAUGGGACAGAAGCUGUGCUACAGUAUGAAAUUGAGACAGAUCCUGCCCUGACGUACGUGGAAGGAGUCUGUGUGGUAUGGUUUACAUUUGAAUUUUUAGUACGUGUUGUUUUUUCCCCCAACAAACUUGAAUUCAUCAAAAACCUCUUGAAUAUCAUUGACUUUGUGGCCAUCCUGCCCUUUUACCUAGAAGUGGGCCUGAGUGGGCUCUCCUCCAAAGCUGCUAAAGACGUGCUUGGUUUCCUCAGGGUGGUAAGAUUCGUGAGGAUCCUGCGAAUCUUCAAGCUCACCCGGCACUUUGUGGGCCUCAGGGUGCUGGGCCACACUCUGCGAGCCAGCACCAAUGAAUUUUUGCUGCUGAUAAUAUUCCUGGCGCUCGGUGUUUUGAUAUUUGCCACCAUGAUCUACUACGCAGAGCGGGUGGGAGCCCAGCCUAACGACCCAUCGGCAAGUGAGCACACACAGUUCAAAAAUAUCCCUAUCGGCUUCUGGUGGGCUGUAGUCACCAUGACCACCCUGGGAUAUGGGGAUAUGUAUCCACGGACCUGGUCAGGCAUGCUGGUGGGAGCCCUGUGUGCUCUGGCAGGGGUGCUCACCAUAGCCAUGCCUGUGCCUGUGAUAGUUAACAAUUUUGGGAUGUACUACUCUCUGGCCAUGGCAAAGCAGAAACUGCCAAGGAAACGGAAGAAGCACAUCCCUCCUGCUCCUCAAGCCAGCUCGCCCACCUUCUGCAAGACAGACUUGAACAUGGCCUGCAAUAGCACACAGGGUGACAUCUGCCUGGGCAAGGACAACCAGUUGAUGGAGCACAACAGAUCAUCAGUGUUAUCAGGUGAAGACAGUGCAGGAAGUGAGCAGCCACUCUCACCUGGUGAAAGGCUCCCUCCCAUCAGACGCUCUAGUACAAGAGACAAAAACAGAAGAGGGGGAACAUGUUUCCUACUGACGACAGGUGAUUACACGUGUGCUACUGAUGGAGGGAUCAGGAAAGGCUAUGAAAAAUCUCGAAGCUUAAACAACAUAGCUGGCUUGACAGGCAAUGCUCUGCGACUGUCUCCAGUAACAUCACCCUACAGCUCACCUUGUCCUCUAAGGCGCUCUCGGUCUCCCAUCCCUUCCAUCUUGUAAACAGAUGGCAUCAAUCGGCUACAUAGUAUUAAUUCAAAUACUGUUUACCACAUAUUGGAAAUAAAUGUAGCACUAACCAUAGGCUCCACAAAUAUGGUAUAACUCCUGCAUGAUAUAACUGUCAGUAGUAAGAAAUGCCACUUGGGUAGCUGAAGAUUUUUAUCUUGGCUUUUAAAAAUUACUUGAAGUAGCGCUUCUCCAUUUAUCUACUAUAUUGUCCUACUUUCAUGUGGCAAUAAAAGGACAGUUAGUGGAUGCCGUUGGCCAGUAUAUUCAAUAAAUAAGCAUAUUUUCAGGGAGAUUUACUUAAAAUAAUGUGCUUCCAACUAAUUAUCAGUCACUCCAUUGAACCUCCAUUUCUUGUGACUCUAAUCCAUUCUGAAGAUGUCUGGAAUCGUGUCUUGGUUGCACACAAUGUGACUUGGGUCUGCUCAUUUGCAUGGACCAUCCUGUCUCCAUCACCUGACAAGCAGUGUUGUCGAUCACGGAGACCACAGAGGGCUCUGGAUGUGUGUUCUCGCAUUGUACCAUCCCGCUGAAAUGAAAGCACUGAUAAACUGGUCUGCAUGUGGGAUUGUUUUUCUUUGUUUAACCUUUUUCCUUUAUUUUUUAAUGAUCUACUUGUUUAUAAAUGGCUUUAUUUUGUGAUUAACUUACUUGGGUACUGGAUUGCUGUAUCAGAGUUCUGAAUGUCUCCGGUUGUUUGCACACAGAUAACUGCAAAGAGGUUGUCAUUACUGGUUACACGCAAGCAGAAGCCAGAUCUCUUUCUUAAUGGCUUGGGGAAGGCACAAAACAUGCAAGAAAGGUAAACGCCAUCCAGACUUGCAAUUUUAAGCUAGCAAGUGCUGCUUGGUACUGUAGUCAUUUCUCUACUCCAGGGUUCUUCAACAUUUUCAGAGGCUGAGUACCAAGUAAAAUUGAGAAGAUUAUUGGGGGCUUUUUUUGUACUGCUGUCGGGUUUUUGACCAGCCUUAUACCUCUGGCUCACAAGCUUCAAAAAUUUCUUCAGUCAAUGUUUUCUGAGGUGCUUUGUCCUAUAUGUUGUUUGUCUGUCUGUUUUGCAACCUGUCUCCUGUAUUCUCCAUCUGUAUCCAUAAAGCACAGAGUUACUGUUAAAAUGCCCCCCUCUUUUAAGGUUAACUAAGGACAUUUUUCUCCUUUUCUCUUUUUUUCAUAUGGACUACACUUAUGUGUAUAGAUACAAAUAUGUAUAUUUUUCAAGCGCAAGUUAGUAUUGUCUAGACUAACUCAUGUGAGCACUCUGAAGAUUUUUUGAGUGGGAUUUAGUAGCUGCUUUACAGUACUGACCAGUUGCCUAUUGCAUCAAUCUUCCUCCUAGCAACCAGCAUUCACUACAGUUUUGAAACUGUAUCUCCUCUACUGGCUUUUUCAUUCAAUAUUAACCUCUGUUUAUGCAACGGAUGCAACAAAUGCAAUGGCAGAUUUGAUGUUCUGGGCUGGUGAGGAAAAAUUACCCUAAACCAUAGAGUUUUAGAACUACAUGGGGAAGACCAUAACAACACAAAUCUUAAGAGAUCCUUGAGAUUGUUGAAUAAUCCCUGAUUGUCAUGUUCUAUUUUUUGUUAGGAAAAGAAAUAUAACUUAUUGUUGACCAUGUAACAUGUUCUUCUGUAUAUAGCCUAGCCCGGUAGCAUGACCUGCAUGUCAGAAUUCUUGUACAAUAAUGUAUUUAUCAAAGCAUACAUUUCUGAUAUUUAGAGAUGUACAUUGAUUUAGUUUUGGUAAGAUAUUGUCAAUAGAGAGAUAAUUGCAAACAGCUUUUAGCAAAGGAAUUAAUAUAAUAUCUGGUGCUGCUGUUAUAUUAACUACAGUGUUGUACAGAAUUUAUCAUGGAUUUUUGACUGCUGAAAAAGGGACAAUGGAAUUUAGCCAUACCAAGGACUGUACUGGAAAGAGA